AUGUCUGAAGAACAAUAUAGUAUUGCUGAGUCAGAAAUUGUUCCCGGAACAAUUAGACUCAUUGAUGUCCUUGGAACUUUAAACGUGAAAAAGAAUGCUGGAAAUGAAAAUAUCAUUCUUCAACCACAACCUUCAUCCAACAUCAAUGACCCGUUACGGUGGUCAAACAAAAAGAAACACUUUCAGUUCUUUUUAGUGUUUUUCUGGUGUUUUAUGCUUGCCCUUACGGUUAUUUUCUACAGUCCUUUAUUCGUCUUGUGGACUGAAGAAUUGAACUGCACCUUGCAACAAUUAAGUAACGGGGUUGCCAUUUUGUUCUUAUUCCUUGGAGUAGGUGUUACCUUUGUUCAACCUACUGCCUUGAAGAUCGGGAAAAGAUUCACAUACUUAUUUUGCACCAUUCUUGCGAUAGUAGGUUGUGUCGUGGGUGCAAAAGCAACCAACAUUGGUCACAUAUAUGUGUUUUUGAUCUUUGGUGGCCUUGGUGCUGCUCCCGUUGACUCGUUAGCUGAAAUUACAGGAACAGAUCUUUACUUUCAACAUCAAAGAUCUACCGCAUUUGGAAUGGUAAUUCUUGCACUUUAUGCCGGGAGUUUUUUGGGACCAGUGGCUAGUGGGUUUGUGACUCAGGGUCUUGGUUGGAGAUGGUGUUUCUGGCUACAGGUUAUCUUGUAUGCCAUGAUUUUCAUAUUCUUUUUCUUUACUUUGGAAGAGACUUCGUUUAGAAGAGACCUAGAGGAAGAAGAUGAAUUUGAAGAAGAAAUCUUACACGCAACUAAAUCACCUACAUUAAAAGACAAAACAGAAAGCAAGGAAGUUGAAGUUAAUAUCAAUGAUAUUGAUGAGACGAUUCCAAGACGUACCUACAAACAACGUAUGAGUGUAGUUCAUACUGAGUACAAUGAUACCAGGUCAUGGUUAUGUAUUUACUACAGACCCUUCUUUUUGAUUAUUUUCCCAGCUGUGAUUUGGAGUGGGUUGGUUUAUGGCUCGCAAAUGAUGUGGAUUUCCUUGAUGAGUAACACUCAAAGUCAACUCUAUGGUGCUCCACCCUAUAAUUUCCUGCCCAAUGUCAUUGGAUUAACAAAUUUGGGUGCAUUUGGUGGAAGUUGUAUUGGGAUGUUAUAUGGAGGAUAUUUUGUUGAUUGGAGCACCAUCAAGUUGGCAGAACGUAAUCAUGGAAUCUUGGAACCUGAAUUCAGAUUAUACAGUAUGGUUGUGCCUACUAUAGUCAAUGCUGCUGGAAUUUUGGCCUAUGGCUUAGGAUUGAAUAAUGGAAUCCAUUGGGCAAUUCCCUGUGUUAUUGGUCAAGGAUGUUUGGGUUUUGCCAUGGGCUCUUCAGGUUCAAUUUGUUUAACUUAUGCUGUUGACAGUUAUCACAAGUUAGCCAGUGAAUGUAUUGUGCUUAUCUUGUUCAUUAGAAAUAUGGUUGGUAUGAUCUUUUGCUUUGUGUUCCGGCCAUGGUUGGAAGGAUGCGGGUUAGCUGUAACUGCUUGGUUGAUGUUUAUGUUAUCUCUUCUUAUCAAUGGAAGCUUCCUUGUUCUUAUUAAAUGGGGGAAGACAUUCCGGAAAUGGACUGCUCCCAGUUAUGCCAAAUUUUCUAAUCCUACAUUUGGAGAAUUGUUUGAAAGAAAGAGUAGUAAAUAGUUUAUGAAUUAUGUCUUUGUUGUUUUAAAUAUAUUUCGUAUAUUAACACCCUUUACUUAUAAUAAGUCAUCGUCGUCUUUAUCAACCACGGAAUUCUUGAUCUUCAACAACAAUUGGGUUUUCAACUUGUCAAGCUUGGCGAACUGGUCGUAUUCGAAAACUUUGUCUGAAUAACCAUCAAUAUCACCUUUAUCUAUACUCUCAAGGAUUCCUUCCACUAACUUGUAUUCCCUUGUUUGAUUCCAGUUUGGAUCUUCUGUUAAAAAGUUUUGAUUUCUUUUUUGGGCUUCAAUAAUAUCAUCAGUACACAAUACACAUAAAAUAACCUUCAAGAAAUAAUCCUUCAAACUCCAUCUUGUCAAAUUGUUUCCCACCAGUUGCUUAAUAAUUGUAUCAUAUAAUUCAAUAGCCUUUUUGUAGUCACCAGAAAGGGCACUCAAAUCAGCACAUUUUAAAAAGGAUUUGUUGGCUAAUGCUUCGGCGUGAUCAGUAGUGAAAUAAUCACCUGCUUGUUCAUAACUCUUGAUGGCAUUGGCAGUAUCAUUGACUGAUUCAUAGAGCUCCCCUAAGUCCAUUGUGAAGUUGGCAGCUCUUCUGAAUUGACCAUUUUGAGUUAAAAAUAUGUGAAUGGCUUUAGAUAACGCAUCAAUGGCGUCAGUUGGGGAAACGCCUUUGAAACAUUUGUAGGCUUCAACCAAAUGAUUUGCUGCAUCGUUAUGGUUGGAUAAGGACUCUUGAAUUCCGGCAGCUCUUACAAAUUGGGCACCAGCAUUAUUGAAAUCUUUGGCUAAUCGGUAUUGAUUGGCCGCCGUGAUCAAGAGAUCGGUGGCUUCCUCCUUUCUCAUAGAGUCUGAAGAGCCCGAUAAGAACAGAAAGAAUCCCAGCUGAGGCUUGAGCAAUUUCUCGGCAUCAUCUAUUAAUGUACGUGGAUUUGACAUGCUUGGUAUGGUCUAUAUGGCGAUUGGAUUCAAUCUAAGCUGUGCUAAUGAAUUCUAGUUCAAUUG
Messenger RNA from Spathaspora passalidarum NRRL Y-27907, 2651 nucleotides. RefSeq lists its product as uncharacterized. Lineage: Eukaryota; Fungi; Ascomycota; Pichiomycetes; Serinales; Debaryomycetaceae. Gene Ontology annotation, cellular component: fungal-type vacuole. Gene Ontology annotation, molecular function: transmembrane transporter activity. The coding region runs from base 1 to 1647 and encodes 548 amino acids. The record is from RefSeq and is a predicted model, not a curated record. Gene Ontology annotation, biological process: transmembrane transport. The transcript has a single exon.